AUGGGACCGGUAACCGACUAUGGCUCCACCAUUGGCCACUGGGUCCAGGACCGGUCUCUCAAACCUAACGGCGGCUAUUUCGGAGAACGCGAACGGCCCAGUCCUAGCUAUAUCGUCGAUGUUUCGGCCGAGUCGAUCCCUGCCAAACAUCUUCACACCUCUUUAAACAAAGUCAAGCACCCUGUCAACGUAGUACGAUGGACACCUGAGGGGAGGAGACUUCUUACUGCCUCCAGCAGUGGUGAGUUUACCCUGUGGAAUGGCACCGGUUUCAACUUCGAGACCAUUAUGCAGGCCCACGAUUCCGCCAUCCGCGCCCUAUGUUACUCCCACAACGACGACUGGCUGGUAUCGGGCGACCACGACGGCAUCGUCAAGUACUGGCAACCAAACUUCAACAAUCUCGAGAGCAUCAGCGCCCACAGCGAUCCCGUGCGCGACAUCGCCUUCAGCCCCACCGACAACAAGUUCGUGACGGCGAGCGACGACUCGACCCUCAAGAUUUUUGACUUUGCCGGCGGCGUGGAGGAGAGCGUGCUCAAGAGCCACGGCUGGGAUGUCAAGAGUUGCGACUGGCACCCGACCAAGGGCCUCCUCGUCUCCGGGUCCAAGGACCACCUUGUCAAGCUUUGGGACCCCCGCAAUGCCCGGUGCCUAACUACUCUCCAUGGCCACAAGAACACAAUCACCAAGACCCUAUUCGAAAAGAUUCGUGGAAACUGCCUCGCCACCUCUGCUCGGGACCAGACUGCUCGCGUCUUUGACUUGAGAAUGAUGCGCGACAUCUGCCUCCUCAAGGGCCACGAGAAGGAUAUUUCAACUCUAGCCUGGCAUCCUAUCCAUCCCAACUUUCUUAGCACGGGUGGACAUGACGGGUCCCUCCCGGACCCCACCUCUGCCCUGGCCCAGACCAUCUAUCCCGCGCACAAGGUCUCCUUUGCCCACGAUUUCGCCAUUUGGUCCCUGGACUGGCAUCCUCUGGGCCACAUUCUCGCAUCCGGUUCCAACGAUCGACUUACCCGCUUUUGGUCUCGGCCCCGCCCUGGUGAUACCGAUUUCCACAAUGACAAGUAUCACAUUGGCGAGGCCGCCGCCGUCGCCCAAGGAACCUGGGAUCGUCGCGGCGGUCGCCAGCAGCGACAGGAGGAAGAGGAGCGCGAGAUCGAGGACGAGAUGGAGGGCCUUGUGGACCAGAAGCUACCCAUCAAGCAGCAGGGCCACUCCUUCCCCGGAAUUCCUGGCCUCCCUCUCCACGGCGCAUCGUCCGGCUCUAUGCCCAUGCCCCCGCCCCCGCUUAUCCCUGGCGUGCCCCCUCUACCCAUGCCCCUGCCCGGCCUCGGCGGUGUUCCUCCACCCUUGCCAGCCGGUCUCGCCGGUCUCGACCCCAGCAACCCAGCCGAUAUUUCCAAGAUUGCGGAGAUCAUGCACAAGGCGGGUGUACAACUUCCUCCACCGCCUCCUGGCCUCCUGCCCCAUGGUCUCCCUGCGGGAUUUCCUCCUGGCCUUCCUCCAGGUCUCCCGCCUGGUCUCCCUCCUGGCCUGAUGCCCCCGGAUUCCCUAUCCCUCCGCCGCCGCCGCCGCCUGGCACGAGCGCGAUGGAUCUUGACGUUAAUGACGCAAAUCGACGCCGCGCGCCACUGCCUAGCCAAGAAGAGAGUCUGA
Parascedosporium putredinis is the source of this 1662-nucleotide messenger RNA. The record is from the annotation of a GenBank genome assembly. Lineage: Eukaryota; Fungi; Ascomycota; Sordariomycetes; Microascales; Microascaceae.